This is a messenger RNA of Colletotrichum karsti, 234 nucleotides long. RefSeq lists its product as uncharacterized. The record is from RefSeq and is a predicted model, not a curated record. Lineage: Eukaryota; Fungi; Ascomycota; Sordariomycetes; Glomerellales; Glomerellaceae. The transcript has a single exon. Bases 1 to 234 code for a protein of 77 amino acids.
AUGUGCUUCGGAACCGGCGGCCGCAAACACUACUACCACGAGGAGGUCAUCCCCGCGAGGCACCACCACCACCACCACGGCCAUCACCACCACGGUCACCAUCAUCACCACGGCCACCACCACUCCCCGCGCGCGAGCUACACCAGCGUGAGGCGGUCGUACGUCGCCAGCAGCCCGCGAGUCAGCUACGUCGAGCCCGUGGUCUACGAGCGUACGAGCCGCACGUACCGCUGA